Molecule: messenger RNA, 4018 nt
Organism: Phascolarctos cinereus (koala)
Lineage: Eukaryota; Metazoa; Chordata; Mammalia; Diprotodontia; Phascolarctidae
Gene: SPATA6L
Product: spermatogenesis associated 6 like
Biological process (GO): spermatogenesis
Cellular component (GO): sperm head-tail coupling apparatus
Molecular function (GO): myosin light chain binding
Source: RefSeq, a predicted model, not a curated record
CAGUAGAAGCUCCAGCUCUCACCACGGGAGAGGGGUCGGGGCGGGAGGGCCGGGGAAGAAACCACGCUCCUUUGCCCAGCGCAGCAGGGUCCCUUUCCAACCCUUCCCGCCCCACCUGGGAAAGAUGCCCCUGGAAGUGGUAGUGGAGUUGCACAUUCGAGCGAUCACCUGCCCAGGUGUGUUUCUUCCAGAGAAGAAAGGACUUUUACUCAGUGUCUGCAUCCUUGAUCAAUAUAAGGAGACAAAAUGCUUUCCUGCUGUGUUCCCCAUUAUGAUUCAUGAGGUUAUGAAAUUUGACAAGAUAUUUUUAAAUGCACUUGAUCCAGCCACUGUAGCGGAACUUCUAGAAACUUAUAUGAUCAGGUUUGAACUAAUACAGCUAAUACCUCCAGAGGGGACAUUACUGGCCUACUACGAAAAAAACACACGGGAUUUUCUGUUCCCUGAACCUAGGCUGACUCCUCUAUAUCCUGGGGUAGACCGAGAAGUGCUGAUGAAGACACCUCUAGGCUUCCCAGGCAUCUGUCCAAAAAUAGAGUUUUCUACAAGGACAGCCAUCAAAGAACUCACUUGUCCAUUAAAAAGAUUUUUUGAAGAAAGAUUGCGACAUUUGAGGCCUGCCUCUGCUUCAUGUUUUAAACGAGUGCUCAGUCCUCAUUUACAGAACUUAAGAACCACGACGAAGGAGAAUAUUCAUGAGAAGCUCAGCAGAAGCUUACGGUCUCGUUCUCCAUCACCACACAUGAUCCGGCGCCUUUGCCAGGAGGAGCGGCCAUUGAGGCCGAGCCCUGGAUCUCGUGGCUUCAAACCUCGACCAGAAACCAAACCUCCAUUUGUAGUUAGACAUGUAGACAGUUCAAAGCCAUUUGGCGAACAAAUUCCUUUAAAACCACACACUCAAAAGUCCAGGAAAAAUGCUGACUUUGCAUGCUUUGAUUUUCCACUGAAAAGAGCUUCUUCUCUUGACAGUAUUGCAGCUGACAUGAAGAUUUUAAGGGAUCAAGCAGAAUGGAUUGCUCGGAGGCGUGAAAUGUUAUCUCCAUAUUCAGAUAGAUUUGGAAAUAUCUCAUCUGGUCAUGGUAACCAAGGGGAUUCCAAUUUUCACCAUUCAACUUCAUUUGCUGUCCGUCAACAUCGAUCACCUAGUCCACCUCUGCAUUGCCUUCACCAACGCAGGUGCUGCAGCCCUCACUUCGCUUGGGAGAAGAUUCAUGAAAGGGUAUGGGAUCAUCUGACCUCUCAAAAAGCCCGACAACGACUCUACCUGGGAGUAACUGACUCUGAAGUUGAUGCCAUCUUUGGAAGAAGGACCCCCUGUUUGAGGCGCUCCCCCCAACAUAAACCUUUUGAGCGCAGGCAUUACUAAGUAAUUGUCACUUGUAUAGGACUCUGUGGUGGAUUAUGGUGUUCCUAACUGUAAAGUGAAAAAUGAAUGAGAGCAAUAGGGGGAGCUUGAAGAACUCAUUUAAAAUAACAGUACAUGCACUCAUGUUAUCUCUAACAAGUCAUCUUGUUCUGUCUGUUUCCUUUGAAUGCAAUCCUGUACUCUGUAUUUUUACCAGGUAAGAGUUAUUGAUUAAAAUGAUUGGAGUUUGGGGCUUACAUUUUUAGUGUCAAUUUAGAUUUUUUUUUUUGAUGAGGAGCAAUGAAAUAAGAACAAACCAUGAUAACAUGGUAGGACAGACACUGGCAUUAAUGAAAAGCAGAUUUUCUGAGUAAUGUUGUUAGAAUGGUUGAGACAACAGUACACGUGUACCUCUCUUUAGGUAAUAGAUGUAUAUCUUUCAAAUGUCAAUCCCAUUUUUAUAAGUUGAAUUGUAUUUUAGGCAUAAUAGGACUGCUCGUUCCUCCAGAGAAAUCCUGUAGUGAAUCCUAUCUUUAAUGCGGAGGCAGUAUAUGUGGUAUAAUGGAACUUCCAACUUUUAUGACCUUUCCCUGACACCAACUCCUUGGAUGGCUUUAAGCAAGUCAUUUCAUCUCCAACCCAGUUUACUUCUCUGUCCAAUGUGGGGCUUGCACUACAUGCUUCCCAACUUCCCUUCUGUCUCGAAAUCUAGACCUAGGUUCAAAUCUCAGCUCCAGUACUUGCUAACUCCAUGACCAUGAGCUAAGUACUUCAUUUAAGCCUCAGUUUCUUUAUCUGUAACAUAAGCAUAAGGCUAUUGCCAAAGUCCCAUGCAUUUAGUAAUUUUAGGUGAACCAAAAGCCUUCUCUUCAGUAAUCCUAUGACAUAGGUAGUACAAAUAUUUUUAUUCCCAUUAUACAGAGUGGGAAGCUAAGGCUCAGAAUGGUGAAAUCACUAAUCCAUGGUUAUACAACCAGUGUCAGAGUGAGAGGGAACUUGUACCUCCUAAUUCCAAGUCUCAGGGCUCUUUCUGCUAUGCUGCGCUAGCUGUAUGCCACCUACUUCACAGGGCUAUUGUGGAGAAUGCACUUUGUGAACUUUAAAACACUAUGUUAAUAUGAAUGAAGAACAGUACUAGUAAUUUGGAUUUUCAUGUAUCUGAUAUACUUGAAGUGAGGUACUCCUGUAUUAAAAGUGUACAAUUAUAGGAAUCACAAGAGUUCAUGCCAUCUAUAAAGUCCAGUUGCUCCUUUGAAGUCAGAAUUCCCUCCUGACAUAUUUGUAAAAUGAGGAAAAACAAUUCCCUUUCCUAUACUAUUGUCUAAGCUGAGAUGGAUGGUUGGACCACUCUUACAUUUCUCAGAAGCUCAAACAUUUCUCUACAUGAGCAGCUGCAGAGCAGUGGGAUUCUUCAGACAUGUCCCUCAGAGCAGGGUUUUCAGGGAGUGGAUGGGGCAUCCUUUCCUGAAUGCCAUUCAGGAGGUGAUGCAUAAGUAUAUGUCUGCAUGGCAUCACCACUUGUAAAGGGAAACCAUCUUCUUCACUUCCCUUUAUGAUACACAGAACUCCCUCCUAGCAUUUUAAUUGAGCAACAAAUCCUUUUCUCCUCUUAAUGGAUCUAUUCCUUCCGAGGUAAAUUAGAAAAAUGCUCCCCUUCCAGUCUCUGCCCCCAGACCCAUUCAUCUUCGUCCUGAAAUUCAGCAUCAUAAUUAGCUUACACUUAUUUAGGUAGCUAGAGCUUUAAGAUUUGCAAAGUAUUUUACCUCCAUUAUCCCAUUGUAUCCUUAUAGCCACCCUAUGAGUUAUGGGGCGGUGGGGAACAGUUGGUUUUAUAAUACCUCAUUUUACCGAUGAGAAAACUGAACCUCAGAGAAGUUAAGUUCAUAGAAUCAAUCACAAGAUUGUAGAUCCAAAAUUGAAAAGGGCUUCAGAGACCAUAUAGUUCAGCUCCUUAUUUUACAAAUGAGGAAACUGAGUCCCAGUGAAGUUAAGUAAUUUGCCACCAGUGAGUGAUGGAUUCAGAAUUCAAACUCACAUGUUCCCCGAAUGCAAGAAUAUAUAUUUCCAACUACACUAUGUUCUUUACCAGCCCUAGAUUAAAUUAUUGGAAUGAAGUUUAUUUCUGUAUUAUUUUAAAAUCCUCUAUUUCUUUUGAGUUUCAAUUAUUUUGCAAUCAUCAUGUAAAUAUGCUUCAAAAUGGAACAUAAUGUAUAAACCAGUUAAGGGCUCCAGAAAAAUCCUAGCAAGGGCAUGAAUUGCUUAAAAAUGGGACUUUUAUUAACUGUAGAGAACCAGGUGAAAGUAAUGGACAUCUCAUUUCACCUAUAACCAUAUUUACAUCAUGUAAUUAUAACAUUUAGUUCUCUUCAUUGUUUAUGCAUAAUGCCUAAAUUUCAUGUAGGGACAACAUUUAUUGUCCAUAUUGUUAAAAAUUGCCAUUAUUUUUUAAAAACGCUAAAUCAGCCAAAAAUUUAAGAUUUUGUAACUUUCCCAUUUAACUAACUCUCUUUUAAAUGUCUUCUUAAAAGAAUUCACAUCAAGAUUUUUGGUCAUGUUUUCUUUUUGGGGAGCAAUAUUUGUUUCAGUUUCUUUUUGUGUAUGUAAUAACUGGAUGAUUUUAUGAAGUGGUGGGAUUUGGAUUGUUUUGUGAGAACUGAUGAUUAAUAAAUGGAA